AUGCCCAUUUUAUCAGUAAUAACAUCAAUUAUUAACACUUCACUAACUACGUCAGCCUAUCCUAUAGUUUGGAAAAUUGCCGAAGUUGCACCAAUUCCAAAGGGAAAGGAUCACCCGGAAGUGGCGAAUAAUAACAGACCAAUAUCAUUAUUACAUUUAUCAAAGGUUUGCGAAAGGGUUGCCUAUAAUCAAUUUGUAGAAUAUCUUACGUUGAAAAAGCGGCUUUCAAGCAAGCAAAGUGGUAACAAACGUGGAUUCUCGACCGAAACUUUGUUAAUUAAUAUCACAGACUCCAUGCUAAAUGCUAUAGACCAAAGGAAAGUUACAGCUCUGGUCUUAUUGGAUAUGUGCAAAGCAUUUGACUGUGUUAAUCAUAAUCUUUUGAUAUCAAAGUUACAAGAUAUGGGUGGUUCACAAUCGUGUUUACAAUGGUUCAGUAGUCACCUCUUCAACAGACAGUAG
Paramuricea clavata is the source of this 462-nucleotide messenger RNA. The record is from the annotation of a GenBank genome assembly. NCBI's taxonomy places the organism in Eukaryota, Metazoa, Cnidaria, Anthozoa, Malacalcyonacea, Plexauridae.